Molecule: messenger RNA, 4294 nt
Organism: Malaclemys terrapin pileata
Lineage: Eukaryota; Metazoa; Chordata; Testudines; Emydidae
Product: zinc finger protein 501-like
Exons: 5
Coding region: 32-1561 (509 amino acids)
Biological process (GO): negative regulation of transcription by RNA polymerase II
Molecular function (GO): DNA-binding transcription repressor activity, RNA polymerase II-specific
Source: RefSeq, a predicted model, not a curated record
GCGCAGAUCUGCAUUUCCCAGAGCACUGGGUAUGUGCCCUCCCCCGGUGCUGCGGGGCUGGAGAACAAGGGAGGGUCCGACUGAACCGCGAAGACCUUCAUUAAUCCCCCUCGUGCCGUGCCCGGCCCGGGCCCUGCUCCCGCUGGAGCUGCCCCGGGCUCUGCCCGCCCCGCUGCGGAGCUGCAGCCGCCAGGGGCUGGUGACCUUCGAGGAGGUGGCUGUGUAUUUCACCAGGGAAAAGUGGGGUCUGCUGGACCCAACUCAGAAAACUCUGUACAGAGACGUCAUGCAGGAGAACUAUGAGAAUGUGACCUCGCUGGGGUUUCCAGUUUCCAAACCUGAUGUGAUCUCCCAGCUGGAACAAGGGGAAGAGCCAUGGGUCCCAGACCUCCAGGGUUCAGAGGAAAGAGAGAUUCUGAGAACUAUCUGCACAGCAGGUGAUGCAAUGGUAUGUGAGAAAGAGGAGGAGAAUUCUCAGCAGGAAAAUGUUGAGCAAGUGGAUAAACACAGAGAACUAUCGCAAAGAUCAAAAAGCAAUGUAUCCAGGAGUCAUGAGCAGGGACAAUCCUGUGAGAUUCAGCACAAACCAGAAAGAGAGCAUGGAAACCAGCCAGGGGAGAAAGUGGAUAAAUUUAUUUCCAGUUGGAGAACUCAGAAGGACAUCAAGGAAACCACAACACAGCAGGAAAUCCUCAGGGGAAAGAGAAAAAAUACAUUCACUGAGUGUAGGAAAAACUUACGUGACUACUCAGUCCUUAUAAAGCAUCAGAGAAUCCACACAGGGGCAAGGCCCUAUGAAUGCAGCGAGUGUGGAAAAUGCUUCACUAAGAGCUCAGCCCUUUCUGAACAUCAGAGAAUCCACACAGGGGAGAGGCCCUAUGAAUGCAGUGAGUGUGGGAAAAACUUCACUUACAGAUCAGGCCUUUUUCUCCAUCAGAGAAUCCACACAGGGGAGAGGCCCUAUGAAUGCAGUGAGUGUGGGAAAUGCUUCACUAGCAGCUCAGCCCUUUCUGAACAUCAGAGAAUUCACAAAGGGGAGAGGCCCUAUGAAUGCAGUGAGUGUGGAAAAAGCUUCACUCAGAGAGCUGGCCUUUUUCUCCAUCAGAUAAGUCACAGAGAGGAGAGGCCCUAUGAAUGCUAUGUGUGUGGGAAAACCUUCAAUCGCAGUUCGCACCUUAUUAGGCACCAGAGAAUCCAUACAGGGGAGAGGCCCUAUGAAUGCAUUGAGUGUGGGGAAAGCUUCACUAACAGCUCAGCCCUUUCUGAACAUCAGAGAAUCCACAGAGGGGACAGGCCCUAUGAAUGCAGUGAGUGUGGAAAAAAAUUCACUCGCAGAUCAGGCCUUUUUCAACAUCAGAGAAUCCACACAGGGGAGAGGCCCUAUGAAUGCAAUGAGUGUGGGAAAAGUUUCACUAGCAAAUCAGCCCUUUCUGAACAUCAGAGAAUCCACACAGGGGAGAGGCCCUAUGAAUGCAAAACCGGGACGUCAUGUGAUGGGAGAACACAGACAGGCCCUGCACCGGGGGAUGGAAGGCUGAAAUGGCUGCCAGGUGCACACUGAUGGAGGAGGGUGCCAGGCCUUGGGUCCAAAGGGACAGGAGGUAAUCGAGGACAAGCUGGCUAGGGACGGAAGAGGGAGAGAAACCUCUAUCCCUCGCCCACAUAGAGAAUCUAUACCACUUAGCCAGGUAGGUUCACUGCGUGGAGGGUUUCCUACUUUCCAGCAGGACCCUUCUCACAUCCUCAGAACAUCUCCCCUCCUCCUCGUUCAACCACGAAGCAGCCAAGCUGUCAGAUGGAGCGCGGCUAGGUUGGGAUGGAGGAGGCGACCUUCUUCCUGGGAGAGAAAGUCCGGGCGUAGUGGGAGCCUGCAAGGAGGGGCCACUAAGAGUUGCAGCAGGGACCCGUACCAAUGCUCACGGGCCCAAUCCGGGGCUAUGAGGAUCAUACUCGCCCCGUCUGACUUCACCUUUUGUAGGACCCUCUCUAUUAAGGGGAAGGGCGGGAAGGCGUACAAGAGGGGCCCUGACCAUGGGAGCAGGAAUGCAUCCGAUAUGGCCCCUUCGCCCUCUCCCACUCUGGAGCAGAAUUGAGAACACUGUCGAUUCUGGGUGGUGGUGAACAGAUCUACCUGGGGAGCACCCACUGUAGGAAGAUCCACCUGAUCACCUCCUUGUGCAGGGACCACUCGUGUUGCUGGGAGAAUACCCUGUUCAGGCGGUCUGCGAGCGUGUUGCUCUUGCCGGGCAGGUAAAAGGCCCGAAGGAGUAUACUGUGGGCUAUACAAAACUCCCACAGGAGCUGGGCUUCCUGGCAUAAGGCCUGGGAAUGCGUGCCCCCCUGUUUGUUGAUGUAGUACAUGGCGGUCAUGUUGUCCGUGAGGACUCUGACCACCUUCCCUUGUAUGUGCUGGCGAAAUGCCACACAUGCCAGGCGUACGGCCCUGAGCUCCCUGACAUUUAUGUGCAGGGUUAGCUCCUCUGGUGACCACAUACCCUGGGUCCUGAAAUCCCCCAUGUGGGCUCCCCAGCCCAGGUCCGAGGCAUCAGACACUAGAUCUAGUGAGGGAUGAGGCUCUCAGAAGGGGAUACUGCAGAGCAUGUUGCUCGGGAGGGACCACCAAUGGAGGUCUGCCACCACCCUGGGCGGCACUGUGACAACCUUGUCCAGGCAGUCCCUGGCCUGGGAGUACCGGGAGGCCAGCCAAAGCUGGAGGGGUCUCAUCCGAAGCCUGGCAUGUCGCACCACAUAGGUUCAUGCUGCCAUGUGGCCUAGUGUUUGAAGGCACAGGCGUGCCGUGGUUAUUGGAAAAGCUGUGAUGGAGGCAAUGAGAGCCUUGAGCGUCUCGAACCUGUCCUGUGGGAGAGAGGCCGUGGCUACUUGGGAAUCUAGCAGCGCCCCUAUGAAUUGUAUGCGCUGGACUGGAAGUAACGUGGAUUUCUCCUUGUUUACCAGUAGGCCUAGAGCCCCGCAGGUGUCUAGCAGGAACUUCAUCUGCUGCUACACCAGAGUGCGAGACAAGCCCUUGAGCAGCCAGUCAUCGAGGUAGGGGAAGAUCUGCAGCCCUUGCCUCCUGAGGUGGGCCGCCACCACUGCCAUACACUUUGUAAAUACCCUGGGGGCAGUAGAAAGGCCAAAGGGGAGGACUGUAAAUUGGAAGUGGUCCUGACCCACCAGGAAACAGAGGUAGCACCUGUGACCCUCGAAAAUGUGGAUGUGAAAGUAUGCAUCCUGGAGGUCCAGCGCAGUAAACCAAUCCCCCUGGUCUAGGGAUGGAAUAAUAGAGGCCAGGGACACCAUGCAGAAUUUGCAGUGCACGAGAAACUGGUUGAGGUUCCGCAGGUCAAGGAUGGGCCGAAGCCCACCCUUUGCCUUGGGGAUGAGGAAAUACCUGGAGUAAAAACCCUUUCCCUGGUAUUCCCGAGGUACUCAUUCUACUGCUCCCAGAAAGAGGAGGCGCUCUACUUCCUGGUAAAGAAGUAAGGCAUGCUCUAGGGACCCAUCGGGCUGCCCGGAGGGGGAACAAGUGGGAGGGGCUGAAACAAACUGCAGCUUGUAUCCUUGGCAGAUGGUACUGAGGACCCAUUGGUCCGACAUGAUAUGGGACCACUGCAGUCAGAAGUCCGAUAAAUGGUUUAGAAAAGGUAACUUUAUUAACUGGGUGGGGGGUACACUGGCAACAGGCCCAGUGACCCCCCUCAACAAGUCAAAAACGCCAUUUUCCCUGCUGUUUGGCCUUCGAGGUCCCCAGCUGUGGGGCCGAGUGGGAUUAGCGUUGGGACCGACGUCUUUGAUCCCUCUGCCGCUUAGGCGGGGGUUCAUAUCUGCCCCUAGCGGAGCAGAGGGUUGAGGCCUGGGUUUGUCCUUAGCAGGCAGGACGUAGAGGCCUAGCAUCUGCAGGGUGGUACGGGAGUCCUUCAUCGCAUGCAGACAGGUGUCUGUCUGGUCCACGAAAAGGGCCUUGCCAUCAAAUGGCAGGUCCUGCAUUAUGGACUGGGAUUCUGAUGACAACCCUGAAAGUGAGAGCCAUGCCGCCCGUUGCAUGGAGACAGCGGUCACCAUCAAAUGAGCGGCUGUGUCUACAGCGUCCGAAGCCGCCUGGAGAGCCGCUUUGGUGGCGGUCGCACCCUCCUCAACCAACGCUCUGAACUCCUUCACCUCCUUGUCAGGAAUGAGGGGCUCAAAUUUGGGGAGGGAUCCCCACAGGUUAAACUCGUAGCGGCUCAGAAGCGCCUGAUGGUUGGCCACUCUAAGCUGGAAACUCAUUGACAAAUAAACCUUUUUACCAAAGGCA